AUGCGUGAGACAGUUCAAGAAUCAUCACGAAUGUCCAGUAGUGAAGAAAAGAUGGGCGAAAAGAAAAAAAAUCCACUAACAUUCUCUCGGGCAUUUUACACUAUAUCCACCCGGGUUUAUAAACCCAUAAGAUUAUUGAGUGUAUUUACCUUUUCAACCAAUGGCCGUCAAGUGGCACGAGCUCCGUACAUCAAAGCAUGCAAGAGACGCGAUCCAGACAUUAACAACUGCAUUACAAAUACAAUUGAAGAGCUGCGGGAGAAGUUGGCGGAGGGAAUACCUGAGCUGAAAGCGCCGGCGAUCGAGCCACUCACCUUGAAGCAAAUUCGACUGCUGCGUGGACCCCAAGGUGCCCGAUUGGAUGUUAAUCUCACCAACAUUCAGGUACGAGGCCCGUCGAAUUUCAGAGUACGUGACUUGAAAGCCAACACUGAGGAUGUUGAGUUUACAUUCACAGUGAGCUUCGAUGUCCUGAGAUUCAGUGGAAAAUACCAAAUUGAUGCUAGACUGCUAUUGUUAAGACUCGCUGGUAGUGGUGAUCUCACGGGCAAUUUCACUGGGUACGAGUCGGGCGUAAUCCUGCGAGCGAAUAAAGUAACGAGAGAUGGCAACGUCUACCUGAACUUCGAGAAAAUGCGUCUGAAUAUAAAAAUUGGCAAAGCCCACAUAUACCUCAACAACCUUUUCGGAGGUGAUCCCAUAUUGGGACCAGCAAGUAAUCAAGUGCUCAACGCAAACAGCGAUUUAUUAAUUGAUGAGUUGCGGCCAGUUCUGGAAGAAGCUCUCUCUGAUUUAUUCACCGAAGUAGCCAACAAAGUCACUAGAUCAUUCACUUACAACGAAUUAUUUCCACUCGAGUAA
Molecule: messenger RNA, 861 nt
Organism: Diachasma alloeum
Lineage: Eukaryota; Metazoa; Arthropoda; Insecta; Hymenoptera; Braconidae
Product: putative beta-carotene-binding protein
Exons: 5
Coding region: 1-861 (286 amino acids)
Source: RefSeq, a predicted model, not a curated record